This is a messenger RNA of Antrostomus carolinensis (chuck-will's-widow), 1878 nucleotides long. RefSeq names its product solute carrier family 23 member 3 (gene SLC23A3). Lineage: Eukaryota; Metazoa; Chordata; Aves; Caprimulgiformes; Caprimulgidae. Gene Ontology annotation, cellular component: membrane. The record is from RefSeq and is a predicted model, not a curated record. Gene Ontology annotation, biological process: transmembrane transport. Gene Ontology annotation, molecular function: transmembrane transporter activity.
AUGAAUGGGGUCUGCAGCAGAGCACCUGGUGCUGGGAGCCCUGCGCUCACAUCCUGCUCCCUGCAGAAGAUGUGCUCCUGGAUGCUGAGCUGUUGCUUAGCUCUUCAGCACCUGGCUGUGCAGGCCUCCUUGCUCUGCAUCUUCCACCUCCUCCUGCUGCCCACCCUGCCCGAGGAGCCACCACACGCCCGGGCCACCAGUGAGCUGCUGGCAUGCAGCCUCUUUGCCUGUGGCAUCUCCACGGCACUGCAGACCACCCUGGGGAGCCGGCUGCCGCUGGUUCAAAUCCCAUCCUUCGAGUAUCUGGUCCUUACCCCCCCCCUGUCCCUUGGUACCGGUGCAGCCAGGAACGGCACAGCCGUGGCCAGCGCGUGCCCUGCACCGCACUGCACCAUCACAGGGAGCCGGGCUGCCUCGCUGCGGGAGGUCUCUGGAGCUGUGCUGGUCUCCGGGAUGGUUCAGCUGGCACUGGCAGUGUCUGGCGUGUGCGGGUGGGCAGCCCGGCACUGUGGGCCCAUGGUCCUGGCCCCCAGCCUCUCCAUCAUCGGGCUGUCUGCAUACAAGGAAGCUGCUUUCUUCUGCUCCACUAACUGGGGGGUAGCACUGCUGCUCAUGCUCCUCACUGUCACCUUCUCCCAGCACCUGGGGUCCUGCCGCUUGCCCUUCUGUGCCCGGCCCCAGGCUCUGGGCAGCUCUACAGAGCCGUCCGUCCCCACCCUGCGCACAUUCUCGGUACUGCUCCCAUUUGCUGGUGUUUGCAUCUUCUGUGCCAUCCUCAGCCACCUCCAUGUCCCCUGGGAAUCGGUGGACCNGGGGGUGGCAGGGCUGGGUGCAGCCAUCUGCCUUCAGCAAGGGCCCGUGUCACCUGUCCCCUCUCCCUCCGCUGCAGGCGAGUGGAGGUGGCCGCUGCUCACCCUCCGGGCGCUGGCAGUGGGCAUCGCCAUGGCCGUUGGUUGCAGCAUGAACUCCGUGGGCUGCUAUGUGCUGUGUGGGCGGCUGCUGCGAGUCCCCCAGCUGCCCCCCCAAGCCUGCAACCGGGGUCUCUGCAUGGAAGGGCUGGGCAGCCUCCUGGCAGGGCUGCUGGGCAGCCCGGGGGGCACGGCUGCCCGCAUCCCACGCGCCAAUGCCUGUGCCACCAGCCUCACACAGGCUGGCUCUCGCUUCUCGGUGCAAGUAAGUGCGUUGGCGUGCGUGGUGCUGGGCAUGUCCCCGAGGCUGGCAGGGCUCCUCACCCGCAUCCCACUGGCAGUUCAUGGGGGGGUGCUCUGUGUCACCUACGCCGUGGCCGUGGGCACGGGGAUCUCCUACUUCCAGUAUGCAGACAUCGACUCCGGGAGGAACAUCUUCAUCGUUGGCUUCACCAUGUUCAUGGCCCUGCUGGUGCCACGGUGGUUCAGUGCGGCUCCAGCUCACCUCGCCACAGGCUGGGUGCCCCUGGACCUCCUCUUCCUCUCCCUGCUCAUGGUGCCUGUCUUCUUAACUGGCUUCUUAUCAUUUUUCCUGGAGAACACGGUCUCAGGAACCCUGGAGGAGCGAGGGCUGCUCUCCAACCUGGUGCUGCGGAAAGCUGGGGCAGGCGAUUGUCACCCCCGUGGAGAGAGGGGCAAAGCCAGCCAGGAGUAUGGGCUCCCCUCUGGGCUGAGGAGACUGCUGCCAUCCUCCUGCAAAGCAUUCCCCUGCUGCUUCCUCUGCCCGGGGAGCGAGGAAGAUGAGGAGAAGGAGGAGGAAGAGGAGGAGGAGAGCAGCCAUGUCCCCAAGGAGGCGACCACUGCCCCUGGGGAAGGGACACACCUGCUUCCCAAACCCGGCCUGGGGGAGCAGCAGCUGGCCAGGAGGCUGAGUGAGACGGAGAUGCCCACAUGGCAUGCUGUGGCAUGA